Messenger RNA from Ceratosolen solmsi marchali, 8295 nucleotides. RefSeq lists its product as uncharacterized. The record is from RefSeq and is a predicted model, not a curated record. Gene Ontology annotation, cellular component: transcription regulator complex; histone methyltransferase complex; nucleus. Gene Ontology annotation, biological process: positive regulation of transcription by RNA polymerase II. Lineage: Eukaryota; Metazoa; Arthropoda; Insecta; Hymenoptera; Agaonidae. The transcript has 20 exons. The coding region runs from base 178 to 7701 and encodes 2507 amino acids.
CAGCACGGCUACACGUAUUAUACCAGACAGACGGAUAAAUUUUGAAACGUGACGUUGCAGGGAUUUUUUGUGUAUUCACCUGCAUAUCGUAAAACAGACAUUUUGCUGUACAGAUAUUACAUUGAUGCCUUGAGACAGCCCCAAGCUUUUCGGGUAGUUAUGUGAUUUAUUGUUGAAAUGGCGGCUGAUAGCGAUGGUGAUUUACUUGAAACAGUGAUAACGUGUGAGGGUAAUAUCCGGGAUCCUGACUUUCCGCAUAAAUUUAAAGUCAUCGUAGAUCGCCUUAAAUUUCUUAUUUGUAAAGAUAAAGGACAAAUUUUUAAAGUAAAUAAAGUAGAACCAUGGAAUUCAGUAAGAGUAACUUUUUCAAUUCCCAAAGAAGCUGCUUUAAGACUGCGAGAACUUGCAGCCCAGGGUUCUACAACUCUCACACAACUUGGAAUACUUUCAGUUCAAGUAGAAGGGGAUCAAGUGAUAUCACUAAGGAUAGCUGGACGAUUUGGAGGAGAAGCUCAAGAAAUUGUAUUACAUUCAGGUUCAUCACAAGACAGUGGUAGCAAAACUCAAAGCGACUUCACCAAUAAUAUAUCUAAUAAAGAUAGUAAUACCACUUCUGUGCCUGGACCUAGUAAUACCUCUAAUAUAUCUUCAACUCUACGUAAUGUUGCUCACAUUAUUACGGCUGGUUCUUCUGAAAAAUCACCUCAAUUUCGUUCACCAAAUGUUGUCGCUCCGACAGACUGUGAUCCGAUCCCAUCUUUUCUCACCAAAACCGUUCAAUCAAACGCAGCUAGUGUUGUUGGCAAUAUCGCGCCUGGGGCGCAACAGGUGGCAAAUACGAGUGGUACCUCUCCAAGGACAAGUUAUAACGGACCCUUUCCCUUUGCUAGCAUGACCCAUGCAGCUCAAGCUAUACACAGUCGCGAGGUAUCCCAAGCCCAAGUAACCGGGAUAAAGGGUACAGUGCAAUUUAAACAUCAUACCCAACCACCACCGCCGUAUCCUGCUGCCCAGGAUGGGAUUGCAACGGUUACUUCACCCCAAGUUGUACACACAACACCACAGCCAGUAAAAAUAGUUGGUUCAAGUCAGUAUAAACCGACGAACAUCAUGACGUCUAGUCCAUCACUGAAUGGUAGUACUUCUUUAAUCACAAACCCGGUGAUUGGUGGUGGUUCUACUAGUGGUAAUCAAGUUGCCCUGUCGAGUCCACUUUUGGUAAAUCUUCUCCAAAAUGAUGGAACAAGCAGCAAUUGCAGCGGAAACUCUACUACCGUCCACAUCAAUAAUCAACAGCAAAAAAUGCUACCUCCGGCUGUUGAUGGUUCCAACAGCAUGACGAAUCGCAUGCGGCCGCAAAAAAAGCCAACGGUCAGGAGGAAAGACCUUGUGGUGUCACCGAGUGUCUCACCACCUAACCUCGACUCUCUUAGAACCGAAGAUCUUAUUGUGUCGACAACAGUGAUCGCGGAUCUCGGGCACGGACCCUCGGCUUUUGCCGCGGUGAAUGUAGCUCAAGCUUCAACAGUGCCUCAGCAGCAGCAGGCGGUCAUCCCGGCUGCGAUGCAUACGCAAGUACAAAUACAGCAAAAAUUCCCGGUGAGACAGGAAUUAGCUUAUAGGCCUACUGCUAUAGGGUCUGCUCAACAACCUCAAAUGCAAAGCCAACUGGCUACUAGGUUUCCGGUUAACGGUCAACAGGUGAGAGCACCCUUACAACAAAGACAACAAUUGCUUCUUCAACAACAACAGCCACAAAUCAAUCAACAAGUUUUAGCUACUCAACAGCAAAAUCAACAACAGAUAACUGGACAACAAAUUUUGCAAACUAAUGCUACAAGCAGUGGGCAGUUGUUGCAACAACAAAUUCUUCAACACACACCUGUAGGAAUAAAUAUAAAUCAACAAAGGUUGGCAUAUAUGGGAAUUCAACCGGGUCGACCAAUGCAAUCCUCGGUCAAUACAGCAUGUCAGCAAACACCUCCUCCAUAUCCUCGUUUUCAACAAGUACAACAGCAGCAACAAUUGAGUCAGUGUAUGAAUGUACAGCAACAGCUCCAUCACAACCAACUGAAAAAUAUAAAUGUUAACACGGGGGCAACGAAUGAUUUUCGCUACGGUCAGAGUCAAAAUAUAUUGAGCAGAAAUUAUCAAGGAGCGGUGGUAACGACGAUAACUACAUCAGCAGUAACCGCCGUACCAUCGACAACGAGCAUCAGCGGCGAAGUAAACGGGACCACGAGCGGCACAUCUUGGGCUGCUCAAAAUAUUUCCAUUUCGCAUAGUGCUCAAAUCAAUGCGGCUCAACGUAUGCCUAUGGUGACAACAGCGGCGACAGUGGGAACGACAACAGCUACGAGCCAAGCAACUUCUGGUGCCUUCUCGCAAAGCAGCAGUAAUUUAUGCCUGGGUACUACAAAUCAUAUGAGUGUAUUAACAACAGUAUCAGUAUCAACAUCGGUACCAAAAAUUGCAUCGGAAUUACAUGAAAAUAAUACUAAUGAUUCAUCUAAAACAGAAGCAGAACCACUCAAACCUGACUAUACAUCCUCUGGCAAACCUAGACAGUACCUUAUAAAUCCAUUAACAGGUUUACUAGAGCCGAUGCCUAGCGACACAUCAGAUUCGGAGCCAGAAAGUGCCCUCGAAACCCAAGACGAUUUCUUUUCUUUUCCCUCCCCUUCAAACGAUCGCUCUAAUUCGAUAUUCUCUGAUGAUGACGCAGACAGUAAUUUCUCGAGGAGGAAUGAGACGACUACCAAUACUGAUCAAUCAGACUCGGAAACGACUGCUAAAUCGACCGGAAGUGAGGGUAGUCUGAAACAUAAUAGGCUAAAAUCGAGUAGGGAUUCACAUAGUCCCAUGCCUACAGAGAAAAUCAAACUUAGGCUAAAAUUAGAAAAAUCCGAGCCAGUGAUGCCAGCUUACAAGGUUGAUGUUUCUUUCGUAAACACGCCGUCGAUGAGGAAAAUUGACAAGUCGACGAGCAAAUCGGUACUUACAAACAACGGGAGUCUUUCCAAUCCUAAUGUUGGAUCCAUCGGAACCAGUGGGAUUGCCACAUUAUCAACUUCGUCUACAACGGUAGUGGCGACAGUGUCAGCGGUGGCAGUGGCAGUGACAAUACCAGGAGGUACGAAUACUACAACAACAGCAAGUGGUAGUAGCGUGGCUUCGGGUGAAGAGCCUCGUGUACCACCGUUGCAUAUAUCGUUGCGAGGUCGAAAUGCUUCAGUCGUACAAAUCGGUAAAAAAGAAAAAAAAUUACUGAAAGAAUCGGAGCUCGAUUUAGCAACCAUGAAGCGCCGCGGUAAGCUCAAGAAAUUGAAGGAAGCUACCGAGAGCAACAAGCUGUUACAAAAAAAAUCUUUAAAUAUGAUUAUAGGUACUUCGUCCACCUCAAAAUUGCCUUUGUCAAAUUGCGCCUUGGUGAAUAGCGUUAACGCCUUGGCAAAGAUGAACAAUACGCUUCAAACCGUUAUGAACAAAUCUAAUGCCUUAAAACAAGAGAGUAGUAGCUAUUUAAGUGGAGGUAACAGUGGCAAUAAUAAUACAUUGUCGGCUGAUGCUGUACCACGAUUACAACAACAGCAACAGCAGCAACAACAACCAGUCGGAACGCCGAGUAAAGGCGGAAGUGAUGUCGAUGAUAUACCCUUAAAUAGUAGAAUACCAUCACCACUUAAGCAUAAAUCUUCCAUUUUUAAUCAACAAAUCGUGCAAAAUGUUCAGCAGCAUUUACACGUUGAAGCUGAUCUGCCUAAUCAUACAAGUGAACCUAAAAUUGGUGGAGGCAAAACAAAAAGAAGAGAUUCAAAGAAAAAGUCAGAAUCUGGCGAAGGCUUGCAUCGGGAGCAGAACUUACUAUCUGGCGGUCGUAUAUUGGAUAACCAAACUAAAUGGCGAAAACUAGGUUACAAAGGUGGCAAUGGUCCUGCCUCUAACCAAGCGUUGAAGAAGUCGGCAUUGGUUACUGGAGGAAUUGAAGGCUCGAUUGCUUCAUCUAGCAAUGAUCAUAAUGCGUCAAAGCGGGUGGGCGAAAUUAGACGGACAAGCGACGGCGAUAUUAAUACAGGUAGAACUGUUACUGAAAAGAGUGUUGCUAUUAUUGGUGUGAAACAACCAGAACCAAAUGGCGUGAGGAAGAAUUUAGUAAAUCAAGAGAAAAGAAGGAGAUUGAGCUUAGUGGACGAGAAAGAUCUUCAUUUACCAGAAUCUCAAAAUAUUGAAGUAUCGCAGAUGCCGGGUCAAAAAUCAACGUCAGAGCCUACUCAGCAAAAAACGAUGCUGUUCGGUGUACAGUCAACCGGAGCACAAAUUAAUUCUAAUUCAACCUUUGAUAACGACAAUGGUAGUAGCCUUAGUCCCACGCUGCCAAAGAUUUCGAAUUUAUCAUCAGAAACUAACAGUCCCAGUCUUGAUAGCAGAACAGCGGCAAUAUUUGUAGAAAGUUCGUCUUUCAUUUCGAAAACCAAUCAACUGCAAUCAACAAUGCCUAUAACGACGACGACGACGACGAUAACAACGAUGACAACGACGUUAAUGACACCAACGACAACAACUACAUCAGCAGUAAUAGCAGCUGCUGCGACAACGACAGCGAUGACAAUUUCAACGAGAACCCUGCUGACGAGCAAACAGUCAAAAACCGAAGUGGAUUUGAGCAGUAAAAUACAAAAUGUUAGCCAGAAGCUGAAGAACCAUGCGUUGAUGAUAAACGAUGUAAAUAAGCUGACAUCUGCUGCACUUCAGAUGAAAAAGCUCGCCCAGAAUCAUCAUGUUCUUAGCAAUAAAAGUAUUCUUGUACCAAAAAAGAUCGAAACGGUUCAACGUGUUAGUUUACUUAAAAGUAAUUCAGUGCUUGAUAAGCUUUCUGAGCAUACUAAUAAGCAAGAGCAGUCAGCUUCACUAGUAGUUGAACAAUUGACUGGAAGUGGGAAAGCAAUCUUGCCUAUUGGCGAAUUAAAUAUGAUCGAACCAAAGGUUAAGCAGAAGCUUCUCGAGAGUGCAGGUUUAACGAAUCCUAUGAGUUUGGUCGGGAUUGUUGAAACUAGUACAUGUAGUCCCAAUACGAUUGGUAAUGUGGGCGCUAAUAGUAGUGGCAACAUAAAUAGUAACAAUAGUAAUAGUAGUAACGCUGCCGGUGAGGACAGCGGUAUUGAGUCGAUGGAUGCUCUGUCAGAAAAAUCACCAAAUCAAGGUGAAUCGCCACUUCAUAGGCCUGCGGCUAGUCAUGAAACUGUUGGAACCAUGACGAUGACGAUGACGACAACGACAGCGACAGCGAUGACGACGAUGACUAUGACAAUGACAAUGAUAACAUCGACGAUGCCUAAAAGUAGCAGUUGCAUACAGCAGCAGAGGGAAACAUCGCCCCAUUCUCAACUGCAGACCACAAAUAAGAACAACGUGCCUUCCUCAACAAUUAGUAACAGAAAUAGUGAUAUGUGUUCAAAUUCGCGGAUUAGCAUGUCGGAAAAUAAGAUCGGCUAUGAAAAUUAUAUAAACGACGAUGUUGAUAAAAACAUGGUCUCAUCGAUACCCGAAUUGGUUAAGUCAAAAUUAGGAAGUGAAAAAGAGCUGAGUAGUAGUCCACUCUUGACGGCGCUCUCAACAACAAAAUCGGCUAUAAUUAAUACUAUUAACGCUGAUGAGUCUGAAUGCACGAUGAACGUUGAAGACUCGGCAUUAUUUUUUGUGAAUGCGAGCAUUAAGAGUGAAGUGCCGGUGAAAAUCGAGCCACCCAAUUUGAAUAAUAAAUGUGAUCAGGGUAGUAAUGUUGGUGGGGUCAGCGAUCAUAGUAUCAAAGCUGAGAUGUCUAGCAUUGAUGUAACGACGAUGGACGUUAAUGUUGAGAUCAACGCUAAGACCGUGUUAGACGAGAAAAUACCGUUUCUAGAGAGUGACAGUUUAAUGAGGUCAAGUGGCGAGGAGCAUCCGACUCCGAUCCGCGUACAAAGUAAUAAUAACAACAAUAAUAAUAUUAACAAUAAUAAUAACAACAAUAAUAGUAGUAAUAAUAAUAGUAAUAGUAAUAACAGUAAUACUAAUAGUAGUAGCAACGGUGUGCCUGUAAUCCAAAAUCAUGUCGCGUGUAAUAUGCUCAAGAUAGAGAAGACCGAGAUCAGCGAGGAACUUGGUACAAGUGGUAACAGCUCAGUGGUAACUAUGAAAGUUGAGCUAAAACCCACGGUUGAAUCCAAAAUCGAGGUACGCGAGGAGCCGAAGAUCGACGAUACGAGGCAACGGCAAGAAGAUAUCAGAUCCGAACGAACUUCAAUCCCAGAUCGGAGCCAAAAAUCUAAUAUACAAAACCAGCAGAUGCGGGAACUGGUGUCAAGCAUGCAGAAGAUUGGAGAAGAGCUCGUGAAAAAAGAAGCGGCCGAGGCAACCUGUGACCUGAAUAUACAAUCACCAUUGGCUGGUGACGAUCCUCAGCCAAUUCGCAUAACACCGCCUCUCUAUACCUACUCUAACCCAGUGGUGUUACAGAGGGAUGAGACGCCAAGUCCCGCACCCCGCACUCCCACCGAAAUCGAGCCUUCAGAAACUAUGGUGACUGCGGCAGAGCAUUUGAAACGUAAACGGCGACGAAAGCAGGAACUUGAGGGACGUCAAGACGUCAUCUGCCUUGAGGAAAACGAUGAGGCUGUUGGUCAAUUCAAUAGUGAUGAAUAUGGAGCGAAACAACGAGGGCCAGUUAAAUCACUCCUUGAACAGCUUCUAAUAGAAAUACCCAAUGAUUCCAGCAUCAGUAGCGAGAAGCGUUCCCUGAGAACGAGGUCACAGAAAACCUCUGGUCUCAACAGUCCUGAUAUUAAAGCAGUCAAGUGCAACCCCCAAGAGCGGCGCAGCAUCUCACCCUAUGCUAAAGCGAUUCCUAAAUUAGUAAACGCGACGACUAAAUUGUUGCCUGUCAUAUCGGCCAAUAUGACCAUCGCAACAGGUUCAGCAAUUAAAACCGCAGGCAAACGAAAGCGGCAGGAAAGUGAGAGCAGCGUUGCAUCAAAUAAUGAGGAGCAACAGCAACAGCCAGGUAAACGGAAAUGCUCGGAGAACGCUGCUGGACUUAUUAAGGCUUGCAUGGGUGUAGAUGAAAGCACUGGUGGUCCUGUUAAGAGACAACUCUCUACUGGCAAGGAUGAUACAUCUAAGAAGGGCUUCAACAUACUGUCCAAGAGUAAAAAAGUUCAAGGACCAAUGCUUGUGGAUAUAGAAUCAUCUGACGAUGAACAUUCAAUGGAUAUUUCUGGAAAAAUAAAAAUAAGAGCAGUGGAUGAAAUGUGCACCGGAUCUUCUAAAUCUAAAGAUCAAAGGAGCACAUCAAUCAGUACAACAUCCGUUGGGCAAUUACACUCCAGUCUGCAAAAUUACAAUCCAAGUAAUGUCCGUACUCAACGCGAAAGUAGACUGCUUACGAUUAAGCAGCCAAUAAGCGGCGGUUCGGCUACAGUGGUGAAGGAAAGGUUACGAGGCACCUCUGUUUCAAGUAAUGAGUCCAUCAGUUUGGGUGAGGUGACAACAAGGCGUUCAGUUCGGCAGAGCGCAGCCUCGCCUCUUGCCGCCCCUGCUGGUAACACGAGAGGUGCCUCACGCUCUAUGGAAGAUGUUAAUCGUCGGAAAACUCGAAGCGGAGCUGCCGUGACAGCCGAAACAGCAGAACAGGCGAAAAGGAGGCGAAUAUCCCGAGAUAUCAAAUGACCUUCGGAAAGCGACCUUGACAGUGAUUAGCUACCGUCGCUCGUCAAGGCCACUCUGUUUAAUCAUCUGUCUGCUAUCAAUGGCUAUGCUAUCAUCCUACGGCUGGAUUCCACCUGGUGAAUAUUUAUUAUGCAUCAUUCAAUGAACCGAUCAAUGUAAAAACAAUAAUGGUGCUAAACAUAUUUCCUGUUGGACGACUAGCUGACGAGGGAGUGCCCUAAGGACAAAAGAUUGUUAGAAUUGUGCUUUAAUAACUUUCUAUUUUCUUUAUUGUAACAUUUCUUUUUUAUAUUUUUUCGAUUGAUAGCAACUUAAGGGUUUUGACAGGUAGAUCGAUGAAAAUUUUCCUAACAUCCCAGUGAUUGUUAGUAAUAGAAUUAAAAAGAUAAUUUUUUUAUUUUUUAUUUUUUUAUUUUAUUGAUGAUGUUAAGUUAUUAGAGUUUAUAACGUAUGUUUAAAACUAUGAUAAAUUAAAUAACUGACUAGCUUUCCUUGGUUCUCUUAUAAUGUUAUUGAAAAAUAUUUUCGCUUGUGUUUACCUGAAUGUCUUGAUUGAAUUAUUCGUUAUCUUUUGAGACAUUAUAAUUUUUAUAA